This is a messenger RNA of Nezara viridula (southern green stink bug), 3663 nucleotides long. NCBI's taxonomy places the organism in Eukaryota, Metazoa, Arthropoda, Insecta, Hemiptera, Pentatomidae. The record is from the annotation of a GenBank genome assembly.
GGGUCGGCGGGGGGAUGGUGGGCGGAAACCGGAAAGAGGGGAAGCCCAAGAUAGCCGAUCUCCUGAACAAGAAACUAAAUCGGAAAGAGGAAGAGGACUCAGCAGGGAAACGGAGAAGGAAGAAAGACGAGGAAUCCGAAAUGGAGGAUUCUCAGAGAACCCUGCCGCAGAAGAAGAGAACGUUGAUGGUGUCGCCGUCUCGGAGUCCUGCGAGGAAAGCUGCCAAGCAAGAAGAACAAGACGACGAAACACUCAUAAGGGAAACUGAAGCAGCUCUUAAGUCACUAUCUGGAAGCUGGCCCGCCAGGGACAACUUCCGGGAACAGGACGAGAGUCCUGCUUUCGAAAAUCUUUUCGAAGAAAAGAAAAAGUCCACUUUAGACGGCGGAAUCAAAGACGUGAUCACCUUGAGAGGUUCACAAAAGACAGACAUCAAUAAAAAUCCUAUUGUCAAGGAAGAACCGGAAGAGAAGAAAGUCGACAAAAACGAAUUAGAAAACCUUUUAAAAAUCGAUAACGAAUGCGCCUCUAUACAGACAACCGUCGGAAAAGUGAAGCAGGAAGGAAAAUACACCAGGUAUGAACCGGAUUUCAACGAAUUAGUGGACGACUCCUCGAAUGAAUUAGAAAUAGAUAUGUCGGAUCCUGGAGCGGAAGAAGAGAAGAAGAAAAAGGAAGAGAAAGAAGACAAGAAGUUCGUCUCUGCUUUCAAGCCAAUCGAGAAGGAGAAAAUAAUGGACUCUUUCGGUCCGUACCCAGCCGGCGCCACCUUCGUCGGGUACCCGGGCCUACCGCCGCCCCCCAGGGUGGAGGAGAAGAGGAUCAAAGAGGAGCCAGAGGUGGUGACCAGCACCAAACGGACGGACAGCCCCGGCAGCAAGCAGUACACCAUCCUCCAGCCAGCGGGGGCCGGCAGCAGGGCUGCCUCUGUGGUCCAGGACGUGGCCAGGGAGGGAGUCGUCAGUGUGCCCGCGGUCUCCAGCAGUGUCUCCCCGCCAAAGGAGAGGCCCCUGUCCCCCACCAGCAUCGGCAAAGAGGGGAGUAAAUGCCCCGCCCCAGGCUGCAACGGUGAAGGUCACGUCACAGGGCUUUACUCACACCAUAGGAGCCUUUCCGGAUGUCCUAGGAAGGAUAAAGUAACACCUGAGAACGGCUUACCUUCCGUCGGUGUGACUGCCAACGAGUGCAACCUUGGUUUCACGAAACCCCCAGUUUCUGCAGCCGACCUGAAGCAGUGUUACUACCCCGAGAGAGAUUACAGCGCCUUCUACGCCAAACCUACCCUCAAGCCCACCAAGAUCAUACACCAAGAGGAACCCGGGGAGAAAGGAAAGCUGAAGCCUGAUUCGCCUCAGAGGUACGACACAUACCUCAGCCACGACUCAAACUCUUCAUCGGUAUCCAGUAUGGAGAUGCACCAUAUGGGACCUCACCUUCCAGUACCACCUCCUCCUGUCCCACCACACAUACCUCCACCGCACUACCCCACGCCCAUCAUUGAGGAACGCCGCUACGAAGAGGAAAUGUACAGGUACACCGCCAGCGCCACAACGACAUACCCAGGAUACGAGGGCCGAGGGUACGAACCCGGCUACGAUAGGUACCCAUCCGAGUGCGGGGCGAGACCGUACGCUGAGUACAGCCAUGAAUACGACAUGGGGGUCAUGAUGAAGCAGGAACAACCUCAAGAACCUGAACACAACGAGCAGCCAAUAUAUCCAAGGCCGAUGUACCAGUACGAAGGCGGCACGGCAGCGGCCGGGUUCAGCCCCGCCCCGGGCUCGGCCAUCAACCUCUCGGUCAAGUGCCUGCCGGCCGGCCUCAAGCCCGUCGAGCCCAGGUCCCCGGCCUCCGUGAUGGACCUCUCCACCUCCAGCGUCACCUCCACCUCGCCUCAGGGCGGAGCCUACACCGGCAACAGUCUCAGCCCAGCUGCCUACAACAGGGGUAGCCCCCAGGCCGCAGCGAGCCCGCACCUCACCCCCACCAGUCCUCAGGGCCAGACCCUAGACCUUAGCGUUAACAGGGUCGGAGGUGCAGGAGGCAGGCCUCACGUGUUUCCGUACUCCAGGGAGUCGACGCCAGACUCUUCUCACCCUCACUACAUCGAUACCUACAGGGAUGUAAACGGCUACUCAAGUAUGAGUCCCCACGGGUACUUGGGCUCGGCGGGCGAGUACCCCACUAACGGGUACACCGCAGGGUACGGAGGGUACGGCUGCGGCGGCUACCCGGGCAGUGGCUACCCCACUGGGGGCUACACGGCCUGCUACACCAUGGCGCCCCCUCAGCACGACUCUAAGCCGCCCCAUUCCAAAGAGCAGAGCCUCAGCUGCGGGAGGUCAGAGAGGUCUGGGUUGCAGUCACACUCGCAAGAGCUGAAGUGCCCGACGCCUGGCUGUGAUGGAUCAGGUCAUGUGACAGGCAACUACUCUUCCCACAGAAGCCUAUCAGGAUGUCCGCGAGCAAACAAGCCAAAAAGCAAACCAAGGGAUGGACAAGACUCUGAACCAUUAAGGUGUCCAAUACCUGGAUGCGAUGGUUCAGGGCAUGCUACGGGAAAAUUUCUUUCUCAUAGGAGUGCAUCUGGUUGUCCAAUCGCUAACAGAAAUAAGAUGAGAGUCCUUGAGUCCGGUGGUACCGUGGAACAGCACAAAGCUGCCAUUGCAGCUGUAACUGCUGCUGCCAAGUUCGACCCUCUAUCAUGCCCAGUCUCCUGCCCAGAGGCCUUCUUACCUCGUCCUCUCCCUCCGCCUCCUCCUCCACCAGCCAAGAAACCUCAAGCCCAAAUGAAGUAUACAGAUGACAUCAGUGGAGGACCAGUUUAUAACAAACAUCAAACAAAGGCUGAGAUCUCAGAGUUACAGCGAGAGAACGCCAGAGUCGAGAGUCAAAUGCUUCGCCUCAAGACUGACAUCACUGCGAUGGAAGCACACCUCCGGCAUGGACCUCAGUCUGCUGACAAGGUAAACAAAGAGAGCACUGGCGGUGGGCUCAACUGUCCUCAACCACAGCGGCAGCUGCUUGGCUCUGCAGCAGGUACCAAUAACAAUACCAGCAGCAACAACCUCAAUGACUAUUAUGAGUCCUUGAGGAAUAACGUCAUCACGCUGUUAGAGCAUGUGAGGAUUCCAGGAGGAGGGGGAGGCGGGGGAGUCAUGCCCCAGGACGGUGAGUCAGGCCUGGAUUCCUAUCUAAGCAAGCUACAGACACUGUGCGGCAGCCAGGGCCAACCAGAUGAGGAACCGAACCGGCCAAUUUACGAGACAGUCAAGUUCGCCCUCCAGGACUUUACCGUCCUUUCGACCCCAAUUUAGGCUUCCCAUGUUCCUUCCCCUACAUGUAAAUAAUUGUCCUCCAAAUCCUCCUGUGUAUGUAUAUAUGUCUACUAUGUAAAUACAGCAGAGUCGGCUAUGAUGGCUGAUUAUUUAAUGUAAAUUAUAUUAUUUAAAGUUACUAAACAUGGUAAAUUUUGCCAAUGAGUUGUAAUUGAUUUUCCAAAAUAUAUUACCACACACCAAAGUAAUUGGAGGAUGAAAAAAAAAUUAUCUUUUUCUAAAUUUUGAUAUACUUUAACAGAAAAAAUAAAAUAAACCAUUGAGAAACACUAUUAUUUUAUUUGUUGUAAGCUCAAUAUAUUAUUUAGACUAAUUAAUAAUCAAC